Messenger RNA from Tricharina praecox, 1705 nucleotides. RefSeq names its product pyridoxal phosphate-dependent transferase. Lineage: Eukaryota; Fungi; Ascomycota; Pezizomycetes; Pezizales; Pyronemataceae. Bases 281 to 1684 code for a protein of 467 amino acids. Gene Ontology annotation, molecular function: pyridoxal phosphate binding; transaminase activity. Gene Ontology annotation, biological process: biosynthetic process; amino acid metabolic process. The record is from RefSeq and is a predicted model, not a curated record. The transcript is spliced from 5 exons.
CGCCAUACAUACGCCGCAGCCCUGCAUCCCAUCCAUAUUUGUCUGUCUAUACAUACAUACAUACAUGCUAGUUUUAUGUAGCUGUAUUAGCAGAAGUAGUCGCUGAGUAUGUUAUGUACGAUAGCAUGCGCCGGGAUUCCAUGGCGACUCGCAGUCAGUCGGAUUGAUUAUAAAUACGGCAGGACGCUCGUUCGUUUUCCACCGUCGGUGGCUUCUGUUCUGGACACUCGGGGCCGUUGUUUGCAAGCCUUCUACAUACCCGCACCUACUUACACACACGAUGUCUCCGACCACCACCGAUGACCGCAUCUCGACCAGCGAGCAUCCCGGCCGCCGCCAUUCGCACUCCAAUGGCAAUGGCAACGGAAAGGUCAAUGGCCGCUCCCAGGUCUCGCCACCACUGCCGUUCAUAUCCACGCGCGUCUCCAAGAACAUUGGCGAUGUGGCGAUAAUGGAGCGGUUCGCACGCAUACUGGCCGAUCAGUACCAUGCCGAACACAAUCCGGAGGGAAUCAUCAACCUGGGCGUUGCCGAGAAUGCGCUGAUGUAUCGAGAACUCACCGAGUUUAUCAACAAAACUCUCACGGUCGACAACUUCACGUGCACGUACGGCUCCGGGCCCACCGGUGGCGCCGCGCUGCGCACCGCGCUGAGCGGGCUAUUCAACACCCGCUUCCGGCCGUUCACCACCGUGACACCCAGCCAGAUCGUUGUCUCCGCGGGGGUGACCACGCUGCUCGAGUCCCUCGCCUGGACGCUCGCGGACCCAGAGGACGGCAUCCUCGUCGGCCGCCCAUUCUACAGCGCCUUUCCCAACGACUUCUACGCGCGGGCGCGGGUGCACACCGUCGCCGUUGGGUUCCACGGCAGCGACCCGUUCGCCGAGAGCUGCGUGGGUUACUACGAGCGGGCGCUGCAGGAAUGGAACGGGCGGCCGCUGGUGCCGGGGAAGGUCCGCGCGCUGGUCGUGGUCAAUCCCCACAAUCCCCUCGGAGAGUGCUACUCCCCAGAAGCCCUGAAAGAGAUCAUGCGCUUCUGUCACCGCGAGAGGAUCCACUUCGUCUGCGACGAGAUCUACGCCCUCAGUGCCUACGAUAACCCCCGCGCUGAGAAGUCGUUCACCAGCGCCCUGAGCAUCGAUACCCACGGCAUCAUCGACCCCGCGCUCGUGCACGUGCUCUACGGGAUGAGCAAAGACUUCAGCGCGAACGGCUUCCGCCUCGGCGCCUUCGUGAGCCAGAGCAACCCGUCGGUGCUACAGGGACUGGGGAGCAUAAGCCACUUCGGCUGGCCGAGCGGCCUGGCGGAGGCAGCAUGGACGGCGAUCCUCUCGGACGCUGCAUUCCUCGACUCGUGGAUCACCACCAACUCGCAGCGACUGGGCGAGAACUACACCCGCGCCACAGCCAUCCUGGAUUCCCACGGGAUCAAGUACCACUGCAAAGGAAACGCGGCGCUCUUCCUCUGGCUCGACCUCUCCCCCUUCCUGCCAGCGGGGUACGCGGACGCCGUGACGGCGGAGCGGGAGCUCGCCCGCCGCCUCCUGGAGGCGGGAGUGUUCAUUGCCGGCGGUGACGAGUUCCGCGCGGAAACGCCCGGCUGCUUCAGGGUGGUUUUUUCCAUGCCCUGGGACUGGGUCCAGGAGGGGCUGAACAGGGUUUUGGCGGUUUGUGGGGUUUUGUAGGGUGGUGGGUGUGAAAAAGGG